UAUUCCAUUCAGCCUUGUCUUUGCUUGUGGAGCUACCAUAAAUGCUUACUCCAAUCUUGGAAUACUAGCUGCUGUUACAUGGUAAGUCCUGUUUGUUUCCAUACCAAUGGUCUUUCUGGCAAUUCAGCUACAGAAAUAUUACUUUUCCACUGCAAAGGAGUUGAUGAGGAUCAAUGGAACAACCAAGUCUUUUGUAGCAAAUCAUCUAGCAGAGUCUGUAUCAGGCGCCAUUACAAUAAGAGCUUUCAAUGAAGAAGAGCGCUUCUUGGCAAAGAAUUUUCACCUCAUUGACACAAAUGCUAGCCCAUUUUUUCAUAGUUUUGCAGCAAAUGAGUGGUUGAUUCAACGGUUAGAAAUAAUUUGCGCAGCAGUUCUCGCCUCUGCAGCACUCUGUAUGGUUUUGCUUCCAACUGGAACUUUUAGCUCUGGGUUUAUUGGAAUGGCGCUUUCUUAUGGUCUUUCAUUAAACAUGUCAUUGAUCUAUUCAAUUCAAAACCAGUGCACUAUAAGGAGACUCAAAAUAUGGAUCAAUUAA
Rosa chinensis is the source of this 535-nucleotide messenger RNA. RefSeq names its product ABC transporter C family member 10. The transcript is spliced from 3 exons. Gene Ontology annotation, molecular function: ATP binding; ABC-type transporter activity. The record is from RefSeq and is a predicted model, not a curated record. Gene Ontology annotation, biological process: transmembrane transport. The coding region runs from base 107 to 535 and encodes 142 amino acids. Lineage: Eukaryota; Viridiplantae; Streptophyta; Magnoliopsida; Rosales; Rosaceae. Gene Ontology annotation, cellular component: vacuolar membrane; plant-type vacuole.